Poeciliopsis prolifica (blackstripe livebearer) is the source of this 3772-nucleotide messenger RNA. It is a transcript of the gene cmtm3, whose product is annotated as CKLF-like MARVEL transmembrane domain containing 3. Bases 63 to 578 code for a protein of 171 amino acids. Gene Ontology annotation, cellular component: membrane. The transcript has 5 exons. The record is from RefSeq and is a predicted model, not a curated record. Lineage: Eukaryota; Metazoa; Chordata; Actinopteri; Cyprinodontiformes; Poeciliidae.
UCGUUGCAGUUUAAGUUGAAGCCUGCAGCAGUUUUGGGGAGGGAGUGCUCAAUAUUCCAACAAUGGGGGACAUCGAGGCGCCCGACUCGAGCCGGCCGCGCCAGUCCGUCCUGAUGUCGGUUCUUCCCAGCAAAGAGUUCGCUACUUCAAGGAAAGGAAUGCUGCUGAUUGCUGAAGGGGCACUUUCCUUCAUAUCCUUUGUGUGUUUUGCUGCAUCAGCAGCAGCAGCCUUUGUGACAGUCCCCCUGCUGGCGUUCCUGGCUUCUAUUUUCUUCUUGUUUGCCUACUCUACCAAAUUCAAUGAGAGGUUUAAGGGCUUCUGCUUUCCUCUGAUGGACUUCAUUAGGUGUGUGACAUCCUCCAUUAUCUUUUUCAUCAUCUCCAUAAUGGCAGUGUCCAAAUAUACAGAUGGUUCCUCUAAAGCUGCGGGGAUCUUUGGGUUUAUCGCCACUGUUGUUUUCGCUUUGGACUUUUAUGUCAUUUUCAAUGAGCUUGCUGGAUUUCUAAAGCAAGGAGGAGAGUCCAGUGAGGAGCCUGCUGGACAGAGAGAUGACUUUUCAGAUUCAGACUCAGAUUGAAGCUCAUAAGGAGAUGUGUUCGAUACAAGGAAGUGACCACUGCACUGAGAAGGCACUCAGAAGGCCUGCAGGAAUUUCAUCACUUCACAAUGUUUCAUUGGUACAUGAAAAGCAUAAAUCCUGACAAGAUUGUAGGAGCUUCAGUAACAUGCUUUAGUUUACCUGAAGUUGUGGGUCUGGUUGUGGGUUUCUUUGUAACGCAUUUCUCACAGUGCUGCAAACUGGUGUUGCAUUUCUACACUUACUAACUCUGCAUUUGGUUUAGAAAAUAAUCCGAGUAGUGACAUGUUCUGUUUUAUUCCCAAACCUGUACUUUGCUACUAAUCCUUGCUUUCUUCAGAGAAGCAUUCGAUUCAUUCACACCAAGCAGUGCCUUAUAAAGCUGUAAAAUGGUGCUUUUAAUGAGUUUCUGAAACAAUUUCUACGGUUAAAAUGCAAGAAGGAUACAUCACAAACAUUAAUUUUUGGGAAAUUUUUGCUUUGAGAAGUGUGCAAAAGUUCUGAGCCAAUCCUGAUUUUUCUUUAUGUUUUGCUUUGCACAGUGGAUACUUUACAGCAAUUUUGUAAACCUGGUUCAUACCUUUGCAGUAAAAUCUAAAAGAAAAAAAAUAUAGUUACAAGGUAAACAAUAAAACCCGUUAUGUUUGGUUGGCUGGUUACAACUAUUAUAUUGUGUGUGUGCAGUAGGUUUUUUUUCUAUUAUUUGAGUUCAAAAUGAGCCUGUGUUUUGUCAUGUCAAUAUUUGUUUGCAUGUUUCUAAGUUGAUACUUUUUGAUGUAAUCAGAAGAAAACAUGCUCCUAGGAAUGAUGUCCUAUAAAAAAAUAUUCACCCAUACCCUUUGAAUUGCUUUUCAUUGAUUCUUGAGAAGUAGGACAAAGUGGGUUUAAAUUUUCCCAUUUUUUUUAUUUUUAUUUUUUUUAUUAUUCCUCAAGCUAUGUGUACAAAUAUGACAAAUAAUGUUUUGGAAAUGUAAAGAUGUCCAAGGUGCAGGCUCCCAGUUCCAAAUUUCUUUUUGUAAAUUAAAUUUUUAAUGGACCUGACCCAGAAUUUUGUCAUCCAUCGCCAUCUGACAAAAAUACUAUAGAAAAAUAGUUUUAAUGACCCUAUUAGUGAUAUUUUUACUCAGUUUUACAGAUAAAUGCUUCUCAAAAAAACAAAAGAAAUAUUAUGUGAGACAAAAAACAACAUAAAGUCCAACUGAAGGAGUUGGCAGAACUGAAGGUGAUGACAAACUAGUGAGUAAAAAGAAAUUUAUGUAAUUUAUGUAAAAUACAUUAAAAGGAAUUAACUGCACAUUUACGUGAGAUCUGUCAACACUGUCCCCGAAAGAGUCUCACUGUCAGUUGAAACCUCUGACGGAGUUGACAAAAUGCCAAACUACCUCAAUGUAUGUGAUGUUAUACUGGAGGAGGCCAUCAGGUCCAUGAAAUAUUUACAGCAUCCUAAAAUUAAGCAUUUAUUUCACAAAAUUUCAUCAAAGUUUUGUAAAUUGUCAGUUAUGGUGUUGACGCAAAAAUGGUUGUGACAAAGAACUUAAGAAUAAAACUGAAGAAAAAACUAAAGAAUAACAUAAACUGACCAGUGCUGCUUUGCCCUCUGAGCAAAGGAAGAGAAAGGAAGAGGUCAUGGGGUCCUCAGGAGUUCUGAUGCCCCCCAAUAAUGCCUGAUUUCUUUUUUUUUUUUUUACAAUCUUUUUAUGUCUGACAGUGUUGACAAAAACUUGAGACAAAUUUUAGUGGAGUUGGAAAACAUAAAAAUGAUUUUUAAUUCAAUUUAUUGAUACUUUUAUAAUUAUUUAUUUGAAUACUUAUUCUUGAUUGUCAUAAAAUAUAAUCUUAGUAUUCUUUUAAUUGUUUUCAACGAUUGAGUUCUGCUCCAGGACAAGGGAUUUUACAGACCCCAUCCAUCUACUACAAUAUUUAAAAUAAAAAAACAUUCAGCAAACACCAGGAAAACAUACAUUGAUAGUUUAGUCAGAUAUUUGAUAAAAAAUGAACUUUUUCAAAUUUUGGUCUUUAUCUAUAGGACCUGUUUUGUCCCUCUUCUCAAGAAUCACUGUUUUGCAAAUCAAACAUGAUAAAAAAAUGUUUGAUUUUCAAAAGAAAGACAUACAAAAAAACAAAACAAUUUAAUGUCAAAUUGAAAACUAAUUCUUACAAAAGAAUUAAUAUAAUAAAUAUAUGUAGGAUAAAACAAGUGGUUCCAUAAAUAUUUACUCCCUUUAACAUGACUGACCUAAUUCAACAGAUGGGAGCGACUCUGCCAACAACAGUUGCUGCCCGGGUUCUUCGUCAGUCAGAGUUUUGAGGGAGAGUGGCAAUGAGAAAACCACUUUGGAAGAAAAAGCCCAUCAAGGCUCAACUAGACUCCAUAAUCAAGUGGAAGAACGUGCUUUGGUCUUUUUGGUCAUCAGACAAGAUUUAAGGUGGUGAAUAAUCAUGACAUUUUUUAAUCUAAUCAUCAUUAUUUUGUAUAAGUAAAUUUUCAAUUUGACAUUAACGGCCUUAAUUGUAACGAGAUGUUGCCAAAGAGCAACAUUUUGUUGAUCAUGAGUGAUUUGUGAAAGCACUAGAAAUGGUGAAGCAUCCAAUACUUUUCAUGGGUACAUGCACAUGUAUGUACAUACACACAACAGAUCAGCUGACCCAGUUGCAGCUGACCUGGUACUUCUGCCUUUGGACCCUGAAAGGCAGAAGUUGCAGAUAAGCUGAAAUAUCACCCAGGUGAGUAAUGGAGUUUGUUAGACGUGUUCUGUUUCUCGUACUCACGUUGUUAAAAUAUCUGUGUGUCUGAUUUUAAAGUCUGUCGAGCCACCAUUGAGAAAACAGUGAGAUACACUAGAGUGUCUUAGUGACUGUUUUGUGUGAUAUAAACUGCACUACAACCUUGUCCCAGCCCUGAUGAUGUGCUGAUUUUGUUUGUUUGUUUUUUAUACUGAUUUAUGCUUGAAAGCUAUUGGAAGAUUUCUACCAAACUUUCUUUUAACAGCAGUUUUCUUUUUCAUGACAAGAUCAUAGAUGUUAAAAGCUUUUAAUGAGUUUCAAUUGAUUUCUGUACUCUUAAGAUGUGAGAAAAUGACUUUUUCAGUAAUAGCAUUGUUUUUAUUGCUUUCACAAACUGUUGAAUAUCAAAUCUUUUGUCUGUAAUGUUAUCGUUUUUAGGCAAACUCUUCUGAAUAAAAGGUUCUCUUUCA